AUCCGGUGCUAUGUGAUGGUACACAUGAUUUAUUAUUAAAAUAUGAUGAAUCACAUGUAUCUAAUCAACAUAAAUAUGGUAUAAUAUAUCAACGUGAAGAUCAACUAACUGAAGAAGAUAUAUUUAGCAAUGAAACACAUAGUAUUGCUAUGGAUAAAUUUCUUGAUUUAAUUGGUACACGUGUUAAACUAAAAGAUUUUCGAGGAUUUCGUGGUGGUCUUGAUGUUAAAUCUGAUCAAACAGGAACUGAAUCAAUUUAUGAACAAUUUCAUAAUCAUGAAAUCAUGUUUCAUGUUAGUACAUUAUUACCACAUUCAAAAAGUGAACGACAACAACUUGAACGUAAACGUCAUAUUGGCAAUGAUAUUGUUGCAAUUGUCUUUCAAGAAACAGACACAAUAUUUAAUCCGGAAUGUAUAGCUUCGCAAUUCUUACAUGUUUAUCUUGUUGUUACACCAUUAGAUUCAAAUGGUACACAAUUUAAAGUUUCUGUUAUACAACGUGAUAGUGUACCAUCAUUUGGACCAAAUUCAAAUCUUUCAACAACAUUUCAUUGUGAUCAAAUAUUUAAACAAUGGAUAUUAACAAAAUUAAUUAAUGCUGAAAUGGCAUCAUGUCGUGCAAGUACAAUUCAAAAAUAUCAUGAACGUACAAAAAUGAGUUUAUUCGAAAAUUUAUAUCGUACAUUACAUGAUAAUAAUCGUCCAUUAAUGAAUUUUAUUCUCAAUCAUAGUCAAUAUAAACAUGAAUGUGAAAUUGAACAACAACAAAAAGAAGAAAUACAAAAUAAUUCUACAACCAAAUCAUCUGAUCGUCAUACUGAUAGUUCAUUACUUGGUUCUGUUCGACGUCGUCUUAUUGCACCUAAAUUACGUAUACAAAAUUCCUCACAUGUUGAUAAUGGAAAAGGUUCAUCAUCAGUAUCAUCAUCUCCCGCUACAACUAUUAUUGUAACAACACCACCAUCAAAUAAUACAAAUGAUUCACGAGCUAAAGCACGUUCAGUAACAAUGGAUUUACAACGAAGUGCAUCAAGAGAAUCCAUUAUAACAAAUGGUCAUUCAACAACAAAUGGAAAUAAUACAGGAAGAAUGACUUCAUUCUUUUCAUCAUCGAAGAUGAAUAGUCCUCGAUUUGAUAAAUCAAUGACAAGUCGUUCAUUAUUAGAUCACGAUAAUAAUGAUUCAAUAUCAAGUUCACGUUCCAAUACAAAAUUCUUAUCACCUGUAACAUGUCCAUCAUCACCAUGGGCAUCAGGACCAUCGAAUGGUUUUCCAACAUCUCCAUCAAAUGACUUAAAUAUUAACGGAGAUUCAUAUAGUCAUUCAAUACCUACAUUAAAUACAUCAUUUAAUUUCAAUUCGAAAUUAUUAUCAGAUGAUAUUGAUAAUGAUUGUCAUAUGCAAUUAUUACCUGACGAUCUUCAAUCAUCAUCAAAAGAUGAUUUAAUCAAAUUUGUUCUUGCUUUACAACAACAAAAUUCAACAAAAUUAGCUCAAAUGAAUCAAAGUCAUUCAAAUGAAUUAAAACGACUUGAAAUGCAAUUAAUGCAACAACAAAACGUUAUCGAUCGAGAUAGUCCAUAG
This is a messenger RNA of Adineta steineri, 1586 nucleotides long. The record is from the annotation of a GenBank genome assembly. NCBI's taxonomy places the organism in Eukaryota, Metazoa, Rotifera, Eurotatoria, Adinetida, Adinetidae.